Molecule: messenger RNA, 863 nt
Organism: Balearica regulorum gibbericeps (East African grey crowned-crane)
Lineage: Eukaryota; Metazoa; Chordata; Aves; Gruiformes; Gruidae
Source: RefSeq, a predicted model, not a curated record
AGAACUUCUGAAGUGGAAUGGAUGGGGAUAUAAUGACUCCAAAUUCAUUUUCAAUAAGAAAGGUCAAGCAGAAUUCACAGGGAAAAGGUACAGAUUAGGUGGUAUGGUAUUACCAACUUUUAAGGAAUGGAUAGAAAAAACCUUUGGAGCAAGUCUGGAGCACAAAACUACCUCUAGAGCAUCCUUAAAUGUCAAUGACGUACCUCGAUCUAUUGUAAAUGAAGAAUUUCUUCAGGAUCUUAGAGCCACUAAAAUCUCAUAUUCGCAGGAUGCAGAAGAUAGAGUAUUCAGAGCUCAUGGUCACUGCCUACAUGAGAUAUUUGUACUCAGGGAAGGAAUGUUUAAGCGAAUUCCUGAUAUAGUUGUAUGGCCUGUUUGCCAUGAAGACGUAGUUAAAAUUGUGGAAUUAGCCUGCAAACAUAAUCUCUGCAUAAUACCAUUUGGUGGAGGGACAAGUGUCUCCAGUGCCCUUGAAUGUCCUGAAGAAGAAAAAAGAACAAUUGUCUCACUGGAUACUUCACAAAUGAAUCGGAUUCUCUGGAUAGAUGAGAAAAACUUAACAGCUUGUGUGGAAGCUGGCAUUGUUGGACAAGAUCUGGAAAAACAGCUUGCUGAAAGUGGCUUCUGUACAGGCCAUGAACCAGACUCCAUGGAGUUCAGCUCACUAGGAGGAUGGGUAGCAACACGAGCAUCAGGCAUGAAAAAAAACAUCUAUGGAAACAUUGAAGAUCUGGUGAUUCAUAUAAAAAUGGUAACUCCUAGAGGAAUUGUAGAAAAAAACUGCCAAGUACCUCGCAUGUCAACAGGACCUGAUAUUCAUCACUUCGUUAUGGGAUCCGAAGGUAUAAACACAGUAAUUUCAU